Colletotrichum navitas is the source of this 2235-nucleotide messenger RNA. Its product is annotated as dethiobiotin synthase. The transcript is spliced from 5 exons. The record is from RefSeq and is a predicted model, not a curated record. Gene Ontology annotation, molecular function: magnesium ion binding; pyridoxal phosphate binding; ATP binding. Gene Ontology annotation, biological process: biotin biosynthetic process. NCBI's taxonomy places the organism in Eukaryota, Fungi, Ascomycota, Sordariomycetes, Glomerellales, Glomerellaceae. The coding region runs from base 1 to 2235 and encodes 744 amino acids. Gene Ontology annotation, cellular component: mitochondrion.
AUGGCACCAGUCGGCGCUCUACUCUGGCGUUCGCUCAGAACGUACCAGAUCUAUGGCGCCAACACCGACGUCGGCAAGACCGUCUUCGCCUCUGUUCUGUGCAACGCCGCCCGUACGUUUUGGCCGCGUGAGCAGACGGCGUUCCUGAAACCCGUUUCCACCGGCCCGGCUGCCGACGCCGAUGAUGGUCACAUCGAGCGGUUCGCGCCCGCCGUCGCGAAGAAGACGCUGUUCCAGUUUGAUAUCCCGGCGAGCCCCCAUCUAGCCGCGGAAGCCUCGGACCAGCCCACCCCGAAGAACAGUCAAAUCCUGAGAAGCAUUCACGACUACGCAUCGCGCCGUGCGGCCGAGGGCCCGGGCUGGCUCUUCAUCGAAACGGCCGGCGGAGUCCAUUCGCCGGCGCCGUCCGGGACCACGCAGGCCGACCUCUACACCCCGCUCCGCGUGCCGGUCGUCCUCGUCGGCGACGCCAAGCUGGGCGGCAUCUCGCAGACCAUCUCGGCCUUUGAGUCGCUCACGCUCCGCGGCUACGACGUCGAGAGCGUCCUGCUCUUCCGCGACGACUACUACCGGAACCACGCCUACCUGGCCGACUACUUCACGCGCGACCGCGGGAUCCCCGUCGGCGCGCUGCACCGGCCUCCGGCCCGCGCCGACGACGCCCGGGCGGACGCCGAAGCCAUGGCUCGCUACUACCGCGAGGCGGCCGCGAGCGACGUGGCCAGAGACGCCCUGGCGCACCUGCACGACCGCCACCUCGCCCGCGUCUCCCGCCUCGAGACCAUGGCCCGCGACGCCCACAGCACCAUCUGGUACCCGUUCACGCAGCACAGGGGCCUGACGCCCGACAAGAUCACGGCCAUCGACUCGGCCCACGGCGACGACUUCCAGACCCUCGUCCCCGCGGGCGGCGCGGCGCGGCGCGACGACCAGGCGCUGCUGCAACCCUCGUUCGACGGGUCCUCUUCGUGGUGGACCCAGGGCCUCGGCCACGCGAACCCGGAGCUCACGCUGGCGGCGUCGUACGCCGCCGGCCGCUACGGCCACGUCAUGUUCGCCUCGGCCGUCCACGAGCCGGCGCUCGCGCUCGCCCAGGCCCUCCUGCGGGGCCUGCGGAACCCGCGCCUCGCCCGCGUCGAGUGGUACGACGCCAAGGGCUUCUGGUUCGACUACCCCUCCGUCGUGUGCAGGGACGGCACGUGGCGCGUCCGCGUGCCCGAGGCCCUGCGCCCGCACCUGGGCGGCGGCUGGGAGUUCGGCGCCUUGUCCGAGGUCUUUGACGUCGUCGGCAGGGAGGAGGCGCGGCAGGCCCGGCUGUACGAGAAGUACGUGGUCGAGACCCUGGGUCGCCUCCGCGACCAAGGCCGCAAGUUCGGCGCUUUGGUUAUGGAGCCCGUCGUUCUCGGGGCAGGCGGCAUGAUCAUGGCCGACCCCCUGUUCCAAAGGACGCUCGUCAAGGUCGUCCGCCGGCACCCGGAGCUUUUCGGCACGGCGAGCAACGCCCCCUCGGCCGAGACGACAGACGCCAACGGCUGGACCGGCCUCCCGGUCGUGUUCGACGAGGUCUUCACCGGCCUCGGCCGUCUCGGCCGGAUGUCGGCGGCGUCGUUCCUCGGCGUCGACCCGGACGUCGUGGUCAACGCCAAGCUCCUCACCGGCGGGCUCGUGCCGCUCUGCACGACGACCGCGUCCGACAGCAUAUUCCGCGCGUUCGAAGGCGACGAGAAGAGCGACGCCCUGCUUCACGGCCACAGCUACACCGCACACCCCGUGGGAUGCCAGGUCGCCGUCAAGUCGCUGCAGGAGCUGCAGAGGAUGGACCGAGACGGAGAGUGGGACUGGGCCAAGACCGGGGGGUGGGCGCCUGUCGCGGCGUCCGGGACCCGCGCCUCGCAGUCUGGCGGCGGCGGCAACAUCCCUGCGGCAUGGUCGGUGUGGUCGCAUUCCUUCGUGGACUGGGUCUCGAGGCAGACGGGCCGCGUGGACGGAGUAUGGGCUCUGGGGUCGGUUCUCGCGAUCCACAUGGAGGACGGCGAGGGCGCCGGCUACUCAAGCACCGCGGCCGCCGAUGUCCAGAGCGCUCUGCUCCGUAGGGGGGAGGACGGCCCGGGGGGUGCGCGAUGGAACGUCCACAGCAGAGUCCUCGGAAACGUGCUCUACGUGAUGACGAGCCAAACGACGAGGCAAGAGGAUGUCCAGAGGCUGGAGGCUCUUCUUCGGAAGGCUCUUGGCUGA